This is a messenger RNA of Charadrius vociferus (killdeer), 489 nucleotides long. It is a transcript of the gene MPHOSPH6, whose product is annotated as M-phase phosphoprotein 6. The transcript is spliced from 5 exons. Lineage: Eukaryota; Metazoa; Chordata; Aves; Charadriiformes; Charadriidae. The coding region runs from base 37 to 489 and encodes 150 amino acids. Gene Ontology annotation, biological process: maturation of 5.8S rRNA. The record is from RefSeq and is a predicted model, not a curated record.
AAAGUCAAUUUUUCUUUCAUUAAAGACCUUGUACAAAUGGAUUUCAUGCAAAGGGGUUUGGAUUCACAAACUAAAAAACUACUAGAAGAGGAAGAAAAGAAGAUAAUUAGUGAAGAACACUGGUAUCUUGAUUUACCAGAUCUAAAGGAGAAAGAGAGCUUUAUAAUAGAAGAGAGGAGCUUUAUGCCAUGUGAGGAUCUACUUUAUGGCAGGAUGUCCUUCAAAGGAUUCAAUCCAGAAAUUGAGAAGUUAAUGAUCCAAAUGAACUCUAGGUGCAAGGAAGAAGAAGUUGAAGUGGAUGAUAAAAUGGAGGCUGAUGUGUCAGAUGAAGAAAUGGCCAGAAGAUACGAAACAUUAGUGGGAACAAUAGGAAAGAAAUUCUUGAGAAAAAGAGACCAGCGUGUACUCCAGGAUGAAGACGAAGAUGGGAAUAGUAACACAAGACCUAGCAAAAAAGCUAAGAAAAAGUUCUUAAAACCUCAGGAUUAA